AUGGGUAACGCACUGCCUUGAGUUCACCUGUUAAACAACCUGAAAACUGCCCGGAAGGGAGAAAGCGACUACUGCGCGUGGGGAAAAGUAGGUUAAUUAAUCCUACUUUUCGAUCAGAUGGACCGCUACAGGUAUUUUAUCUUCAACCAGCGUAGCGUCGUGGUUCUAGGUAUCCUUCAGGUGGCAUGUGGGGCAUUGUGUAUAGUGUGCGGGGUCAUGGACGCAGUUUUCCGCAAAGACACACCACUCAGCACGACCAGAGCUCCAGUAUGGGCGGGAUUGAUCAUGGCAUCUCCCGGUGUACUAGCUCUAUUUGCCUCUCAAAGGAAGAAUCCAAUACUGGUGAACGUGAUGAUCAUCUGCUCAGUGUUCUCCUGUGUUGCCGUGGUGAUUGUAAUAUCAUAUGCCAGUUUGACACUGACUUAUGGCGAGGAUGAUGAAGAAGUGUUUCACCACCACUACAUACCUGAAGUGAAGGUUGUGCUGAGUCGGAUGGUGAGGGGAUCUAAUGCCACCAUGUUGCUAGCCUGUGUCGUCAGCCUCUUCCUCUCCUCACUCAUCUCCUACGUGGGCUGCCGCAGUCUGCCUCUCUGUGGCUGCUAUGAUGGAAUCACAGGCCUGGAGACCCUGGUCCCUCAGAGUGACCCCUACCCUCAGACGGAGCUUGUGUGUACCUGGCAAGCAGGGGGCGACGACCGGAUCUUUAACUCGCCAGCAACCUUCAGUGACACGGACCCAGAGGAAGCAGAGGUUCCAUCCAAACACCCAGCAUACAGCAGGCUCACCUGAGGCCUGGCCUCUGUGUGACCUUACUUUGUUAAGGCCAUAUUUAACUUUUUCUUUACAUCCUUAGUUCUAUGAUCACUGAUAUGGAUCAGAUGCCUUCUGGUUGAUGUAGGCAAACCCACAGCGGUGCUAUUAUAGGCUAAUGGAGGACAGGAGUCCAGUAUAAGGACUCGAAGACAGCUCACAUGCAUCUUGCAUAUCCACCAGCAUUUCAUUCUUCUCUGCUGUCUCCCUAGAGCUAAGAGGACAGACCCUACAUAAUUUGUGCCAAACUAAUUUCAGCCCAUCUUUCAUUCUGUUGUCUUUGGUAUACCUGGAACCAAGCUUCCCUUUUGGGAUUUCCGAACCAGUUUCCUGAAUUACAACAUUCUAUUCUGAAUGUUUUGGAGAACAAAGAUCAUUUUCCUAUUUGUUAAAUACUGAGACUAGGUACAGAUCUUUGAAACCAGCCCAGUGUAAAUUAAUGCCAUUUUAUACUUGAUCCAAUACAGCAGAGCUACUGCUCAUGCAUGUAUUAUAUUUUAUACAGUCAGCUGUUUAAACCUGGCAGAUUUAUCAUUUUUGUAUUGUAACCACCUGUGCUACUGUGUGCCAUAUUUAAUAAAACAAAAUAUAAAUUUAUGAAUUAUUAAA
Messenger RNA from Hypomesus transpacificus, 1419 nucleotides. RefSeq lists its product as uncharacterized. NCBI's taxonomy places the organism in Eukaryota, Metazoa, Chordata, Actinopteri, Osmeriformes, Osmeridae. The transcript is spliced from 7 exons. Gene Ontology annotation, cellular component: membrane. The coding region runs from base 118 to 789 and encodes 223 amino acids. The record is from RefSeq and is a predicted model, not a curated record.